CAGCAGUCUCAGUCGUAGCAACACAUUAUCCUGUGCAUACGGCAAUUGUGAGAUUGAAAAAUGAACAGAGAGUUUUUAUUUCCUUUAGGAUUGCUCAACAGCACAACACUAGGAAUCACACCAUAAAGUUUUUGCAGAUAAGUGGCAACCAUGUGCCAAUAAAGAUACCUCAAUAUGGUGACAUAUGUCCUGUGGCCAGCUGUAGUCUGGACUCUGAAAGGCCUAUUGUGCUGUUGGAGGUUUUUCUGGGUAAACCCAUAUUGUGGCAUACAAUCUACACCUCGGACACCACAUGCAUGUGAAAGCGAAAUCCGCACUCAUGAGAAACACUUUACAGAAUCUGGAAGACAACACACCUGGGAGAAGUCACAUUAUCAUGAGCACAGUUGUACCUUACACAAGAGGCUAUUGAAAGCUGAGGGAGAGAUUCAGGGUCUGAAAGCUCAGCUUGCCAGUCAAAAGGCAUUAUGGGAAAUGCGGUUUAUGGAGUUGCAGAAGAGACAGCAUGAUCUAAGAGAUAAGUUGUACUUUGAGAUUGUCACCAGGUCAGGUGCCUUGCACAAGCCAAGUGAUUCAACAGAAACGAGUGAGAACGUCAGAGAUUCAGACUUGGAGAAUGGACAAAACUUUGAGAAAAAGAAGUGUUGCUGGUCCAGUGGCUUGAACAAAAUACACCAUUUGGAUAUGAAAAUACUGCACAAUGUGGCUUACUCAAACAGCUCAACCAGAUCUACAUCUGCCAUGUCUGUCAGCACAAGAUGUGGCAAUCAUCCCCUAAGAGCCUUUGUGCCCCAUUCCCCAAUGGACCUGCAGAUUGGACACAGGGUCAGAAUUUUGCUGCCUACAGGCCGGAUUAGCACUGGCACCCUGCGCUAUCUGGGCCAGCCACAUGGCUCAUCUGACUUUUAUUUGGGUGUGGAGCUGGAGCUGGCUGAGAAUGCAAAGGAAGUAGGCGCCCUUGAGGGACAAUGCUACUUUAACUGCAAGCCAGGACACGGUGCGUUUGUGUCAUUUAGCAAGCUACUACUGGCCUGGGAGUAGACAUGUCACUUAGUUCUUAUUUUUACCACUUUAAUUGCCAGGGCCGAUGAGAGGUACCUCCUUGUGAGCAUAUGCAUACAUGCAAAGAAUUUCCAUCAAUGCCACACA
Tachysurus vachellii is the source of this 1149-nucleotide messenger RNA. RefSeq lists its product as uncharacterized. Lineage: Eukaryota; Metazoa; Chordata; Actinopteri; Siluriformes; Bagridae. The transcript is spliced from 8 exons. The record is from RefSeq and is a predicted model, not a curated record. Bases 175 to 1041 code for a protein of 288 amino acids.